Aspergillus niger is the source of this 832-nucleotide messenger RNA. RefSeq lists its product as uncharacterized. The transcript has 2 exons. The record is from RefSeq and is a predicted model, not a curated record. Lineage: Eukaryota; Fungi; Ascomycota; Eurotiomycetes; Eurotiales; Aspergillaceae. Gene Ontology annotation, cellular component: tRNA-intron endonuclease complex. Gene Ontology annotation, biological process: tRNA splicing, via endonucleolytic cleavage and ligation; tRNA-type intron splice site recognition and cleavage. Gene Ontology annotation, molecular function: tRNA-intron lyase activity; nucleic acid binding. The annotation marks the transcript as partial.
AUGGAUAUCGAACCCACCCUUCCUAUUCCGAUCUCGUAUAUUGGGGGUAGCUACUUUCUCUUCUCAAUUGAUGCAGUUACGUAUGUGAGACGCGAGUAUCACAUUUGCGGCGUCUUAAGCGGCACAUUGCCUCAAAUCCCACAACAGAAUGUCUUCCUGGGCUUGCCAUUGAAGCUAAUGCCGGAAGAGGCCCGGUUGCUCGUGGAGAAAGGUGUAGCAUGCAUUGUAGACGAGGUAAAAGUCCAAAAGGACGGAAUGCGAGCCCUCAUGGAGGAGGAUCGCAAGAAGUAUCUCCGUGAGCUAGAAUCUCAAGGCCAGCAUGCUAUGCGACUACAGAACGACCGGAAGGAGCAGCAACGCGAGAAGGCUUUAAAGAAAAUAGAAGAAAAGAAGGCCGCAAAGGCCAAAAAGUCUGCUGAAAGGCAGCAGGAGCAGCAGCCUGCCCCUCUUAAUAAUGAGGCUGCUGCUCAAGACCCGGUUGUUGACUUGUUCGCAAAUGACCAGGAGGCUACCGCUUCCUGAUGUGCCUUCCUCAUACCCAUUAUUCGCUCACCUUCAUUCCGAAGGAUACUUCUUAUCCCCUGGGUUGCGAUUCGGGUGUCAGUAUCUUGCCUAUCCCGGUGAUCCUUUACGGUUCCAUUCACACUUCCUGAGUGUGUCUGCUGACUGGGAUGAGGAGUUGGAUUUGAUGAGCAUCGUUGCCGGUGGUCGACUAGGUACUGGUGUGAAGAAGGGUUUCUUGAUUGGAGGAGCUGAGAAGAAGAUCGAGGGCUCGGAUGCUGGAGACCCCAGUAGUGUGAGGACUUUCAGCAUUGAAUGGGGUGGAAUGUGA